CACUGCAUUCUGCGAUAUCCUACUUUUUCUCUCAGACGAUAUAUCGAUGGACGCAAAAGCCAGCGAUCUAUCGCGCAGUUUCCAAAACCAUUGGUGUUAUCGAUAGUGCCAUCGUUCGUCCGUUCCUACUUCCGCCAAUUUUUGCAGAGUGUAAAGUGUAAUUAAGAAGAAGAAAACUCGGUGAAUUUCAGCGGCAACCCGAAAGCGAUCAGCCCCAACAAAAUGUCAGACAGCGAGAAAAAUAAAUGGCCCAACCUUGAGGAUAUUCUGCAGCCGCUUGAAGGGUCGAACUGCUCUGAUUAUGCCGUGGCCCAUGCAACUGUAAAUGUGACACCGUUUCGCACGUUCGCGGAGGUUUCCCUUUUGCCGGAUAUUUUGCAGAGGAUGAGAGAACUGGGCCUGAACCGUCUGCAGCGGCUGCAGAGCUAUGCCUGGCCGCAUCUGCUCAAUGGGCCGGGUCACGGUGCCCUCAUUGUGAGUGCCCCACGCAGCGGCCGCACGAUGGGAUAUGUGCCGCCCAUUUGUCACGUUGCCAGCACGAUCCUGGCCGCGAAUCGACACAGGCGAGAAAUGGCGGUCGACUUAUUCGAUAUCUCGCAUGGAAUGGGACCCAUUGCCCUGAUUCUAGUGCCAGAUUUGCCGCGAAUGGAGCAGGUUGCCGCGCUAUGCAGUGCGCUCAUGCCCAGGGAAGAGACCGUCGAGGACAUGUGGACCGUUCAGGUGACGAAGGUGUUGACCGUUCCCUCGGAGUGCACGCCCUCUUUCAUGGGUGCGUGGAUCAGCGAAAUCGGCGUCUUGGUGGCCACCCCCGCCCGAUUUGUCAACGCGUGCAAGCAAGGAGAAGGCCUGCUAAAGCUGAAUCAGCUGCAGGCAGUGGUGUUCGAUGACGCGGACCUAAUGCAGCAGGAGGAACUGGAGUUGGCCGAGCAGUACAUUCCAAGCAUGGCGGCCAAACACGGCAGGCCAACACGCAAGGGCACCCAUCACUAUCCCCGUCCGCAGGUGGUGACGGUUUGCCAGCACUUCACUCCGUCCCUGAUUUCCCAGCUGCGCCGUUUCAAUCAGCAUCCCUGCCUGAUCUUUGGCGAUCUCCUGGAAGCUGCUCUCUAUGGCGGGAUGCGAUUGUUAGUCAACAUGGUCGGGGCGAAGGACAGGGUAGCUGCGAUCGUGCAGCUGCUUCGUCAGCGCCCGCCGGCGGAGUAUCGCACCAUAAUCUUCUGCGAUGCGGAUAUGCAAAUGGCCCUGCUAUUGGCAGACCUGGCGGACUUCGAGUACCAAUGCCUGGCCUACUACCAGACCAUGGAUCUGGAGCAACUCGAUAAGGUCAGCAGCUGGACGUGUGACAGCCGAGGCGUGAUCCUUGUCUGCACCGACGACUGUCCCGAGCUGAGAGUACGCAACGCCCACACCAUUAUCCACUACAGCAUGAGCAGCUCAUGGGGCAAGUUCAAGCGUCGCUUUCUGUUCCUAUCCGACAAUGUGCCCAAUGCCCUGAUAUCCAAGGCAGCCGCCCGGCAGCCAACAGCAACCAACAGCGAUCAAAGGAUCCUGGAUUCGCUUGUCCUCUUGGAUGAGGCGAACGCCAGGCAGCUGCCCCGCUUGGUCGACCUGAUGCUGCUCCGCCAGAAAUUGGAUCCCAAUAUUGUGGCAAUGGCUGCACGCAUCCGCAAGGAGAUGAACACAAGGAAAAGCAUUGUAAAGCCGCUAUGCAGGGAGAUUUUGGGUCACGGCGACUGCCGGAAUACCAGGUGCGUGGAUCGUCACUAUCUGCACGAAGCAGAUCGCCAUUCAUCGGCCAUGCCCUGCUCGGGGGACAUCAAGGUGAAUGUGCUGCACGUGUACUCCCCCGGACACUACUGUGUGAUCGUUUACGAGCAUAUGCCCCCGGAGGGCAAAUGGCGCGAUCUAGAUCCCGACCGUAACUUGCCUGCCCUGCUGAACUUGCACCUCACCGGGGAGAAUGUGGAGCCGCCGCCUCGCUACUGGCCACCGCAACACCAAGCCGUGUGCCUGUGGAAGGCUGAGCCGGCGACAGUGGCUGGCUACUCCUACGAGCGUGUCCGAGUGCUCAGUGUGCCGCCCAUUGAGAACGUGAAUGUGGUCCAGUCGCACCUCAUGGUGGUCGUCCAGGCAAUGGACUGUAGCACACGUCGUUUCGCGACCGAGUGCAUGUCGCUCCAUGUCUGCCCCGAUGAGUACGUCGCUGAGCCGCCACUGUGCAUGGAUCUGCGUCUCCUGGGCUUGGUUAAUCACAUGGGUGAGCGCAUUUGGGCUGCCAAAGAUGCGGAGACGGUUCAAGACUGGCUGGACACGGCGCCCAAGGAGCACUUCGUGCAGGCCAAAGUCGCGUUCUCCACUUCGCACACGAUCUUCGCCACAUGUAUGGUGUCCAUGCUAUACCUGAAGACAGUGAAGACUUUUAAUAUGCACUUGAACCUCCUCAGAGCCCAGAUCGAGGCCAAGAUGAGCAAGCGAUGUGCCCGCACCAAAGAGAACAUUCUGAAAUUCUUCGAAGAGCACAUCAAGUUGGAUGCACCCCUGCCGAAGCACCCCAAAGAUCCACCAGAACUGGAAUACGAGAAGGACCCAUGUGAGCCUGUACGUGUGGCCAAAAAUGAGCACAAAGAGCAGAUCGCCGAGAGCGAGGACAGAGACCAGAGCCCACAGUCAAAGCAGGACACCCAUAAGCUGCCGGCCAGAGUCCAGCGUGUAUUGGACCAGAGGCUUAAGAUGCUCUUGGAGCGCGAAAACGAGACUAAGACCACCAACGCCCAGCUGGAAGCCGAGCAGAGCCAGAGCAGUGUCAUGCCUGGAGAAUCAGAAUCAGAAUCGGAAUCGGACAGUGCGGUAUCAAAGGUGAUCCCAAUGGCCGAUUUCAUUGCCUGCUUUAUGAGAUGCGCUGCGCUGGAUCGCAGCGAGGAAAUGGAAACAGACACGGCUGUCAACAGCAAGGCAACAGCCCAUCAAAUUUCGGAGGAAGCCCCAGUCCAGCGCUCCAAGGAGUCCAUGCAGGAAGAGCCAAAACAGACGAAUCUAGAAAAAAGUCAUAAAUCCAAAGGCGAGACACUAUCCGCCUGCGCAGGUGCUUCAUCAUCAAAUGCUGCUCGUGUUGUGCGACGCGCAUCGCGUCCCCUCGUCAAGUACUUCCAGACCCUCGACGCGCUCCAUCUGCAGGUGACCAUGGUCGAUGAACGAAUGUCCUACCGGACACGUGUGAUACGAGGCACCAGUGUCUUCUUUCAGGCCACCCCUACAGGCGCAUCCUCCUCUUGCACCACUGAAGGGUCCACCUUCGAGUUCUUUGUAAACACAGGCAUAGUCUUCAAGGGCAUACAACAUGCCAUGAAGGGGCGCACGGUAUACAUCGAUCUUCAAAAGGCGAAUAGAGGCUUCUACCCCACGCUAUUCGUCCACGUAAAGUACUUCCAAACGAACUACGACAAGACGGUGAUCGAGGAAAAGUGGCAUCAGCGAGACAUGAAAAAAACCAACCAGUUGAUGCGUGCGCAUGGAUGGGGGGCUCAUAAAUUCACAGCAAAAGCGGAAAGCAGCGAGGAAACUGUGUCCGAGACAGAAUCGGAGGACGGGGUGGAGCGACCCGAUUAUUACAGGAGGAUUGACAUGAAUUAAGGCUAACGAGUUCACUUGGAGCGUAGAUCGUAGAGUGGGUGGAACUCAAAGAAGAGAAUGAGCCACGCAGCAAGGAGAGAGAGAAUACGGGUCUAAAAAGAAAUUUAAUUUUUUUUAUUUAUUUUAACGACACGAAUUGGAAAACUUAAAACUUUUAAACCCCUUAACAUACAUACAUAUGUAUUGCAUAAUUAACAAUA
Molecule: messenger RNA, 3830 nt
Organism: Drosophila obscura
Lineage: Eukaryota; Metazoa; Arthropoda; Insecta; Diptera; Drosophilidae
Product: putative ATP-dependent RNA helicase BoYb
Exons: 2
Coding region: 223-3630 (1135 amino acids)
Biological process (GO): transposable element silencing; germ-line stem cell division
Molecular function (GO): nucleic acid binding; ATP binding
Source: RefSeq, a predicted model, not a curated record